CCCAGUGUAUCGCGGGCCUGGGAAGGUGUCAGUGAAGGAAGUGAGGGAGUACGAGUCAGUUGCCUUCUCGUGGCUACUCCUAUGAAUAAUGACGUAUACUUUUUUUAUUGUCUUGAAGACUAUGCUGCUUUUAUUUUUGUCUUUAAAAGUUUAAGGGGUUUGCUUAAAGCAACGAUUUACUUUUGUUUCUUUUUUACAUUCUUUUUCAAAAUUUACUGCUGGCUCAAGACUAUUUCUCUCCCUGGUUCUACUCUGAUUUGGUCGGUAAGCUCUAUGAUAAACAAGGCGCGUUUGAUCAAGUGGUAUAGGGCUUUCAAACCCUUUUCUUCAGACUCUGGCUCUCUUUAG
Messenger RNA from Gilbertella persicaria, 348 nucleotides. RefSeq lists its product as uncharacterized. NCBI's taxonomy places the organism in Eukaryota, Fungi, Mucoromycota, Mucoromycetes, Mucorales, Choanephoraceae. The record is from RefSeq and is a predicted model, not a curated record. The transcript is spliced from 4 exons. Bases 82 to 348 code for a protein of 88 amino acids.